AGAAUCGCGCAUCGAGUCAAACAACAAAUAUUAAAGACUUUAGUUAUAAAGUUAUAAAACUAAUGCAAUAAAAAAUCUUGCUUCAGGGUUAGAAACUCCACAUGCUUUAUGCAACAGCACAGCCUGUUGGCUGAACAGACCGUCAUGGUCACGUGGUGGACGUUCACUGACGUACAGCUCCACUACACGUCCGACAACACGGAAGCUGUGACGUUGCACUGCUGAAUGUAUGAACUGAAACUCGCAUACUGGCAAUACUGAGCUUUAGCUGGACUUUAAAGGUACUGACCCACGCGGUUUGCAUGUCUUACGAUGGCCGAUUCAAAAGUGGACACUGCUACAUUGUGUUUGUUUGAUGUGGACGGGACUUUAACAGCAGCUCGUCAGAAGGUUACUCCUGACAUGCUGGAGUUCUUGAAUAAACUGAAACAGCGUGUGAGGGUCGGGGUGGUGGGUGGUUCAGAUUUGGACAAAAUUAAAGAGCAGUUGGGUGAUAAUGUUAUUGAAAGAUUGGAUUAUGUGUUUGCUGAGAACGGGUUGGUAGCGUACAGAUUUGGGAAGCUACACUCUGUGCAGAAUAUUCAAGCAUACCUAGGAGAGGAAAUCUUACAAGAUUUUAUUAAUUUCUGUCUAAAUUAUCUUUCAAAGAUAAAACUGCCUAAGAAGAGGGGCACAUUUGUUGAAUUUCGUAACGGAAUGUUAAAUAUUUCUCCAAUUGGUCGAAGCUGUAGCCAACAGGAAAGAGUUGAAUUCUUUGAACUUGAUAAGAAGGAGAAGAUCAGAGAAAAGUUUGUCUCCGUUUUGAAAGAAGAGUUUGCUGGGAAAGGACUAGCUUUCUCCAUUGGUGGGCAGAUCAGCUUUGACGUGUUUCCAGAGGGUUGGGAUAAGAGGUACUGUCUUGGAAUUGUGGAGAAGGACUCAUACCAGGUCAUUCAUUUCUUUGGAGACAAAACUAUGCCUGGAGGAAAUGAUUAUGAAAUCUUCACAGAUCCUCGAACAAUUGGACACGUUGUCACAUCACCCGAGGACACACAAAGGAUCUGCAAGGAGCUUUUCUUUAGUUGAGAACUUGAACUCUGACCUUCACACUAAAAUAACAGACUGAACAAUCUGAACUGUACAACUAUGAACAUCUAACCUUUUUUGCUAAACUGUUACAUCACUAUGCAUUUAAACAAAUGUAAGGCAUUGGGAUCCAUGCAUUCAUUUUUAGUCUUUUUAAAUAGGACCUGGUACAUUAUUUACAGGUUCUAGGGUCAUUAUGUGCUGACCUUUAGUGCCUUCUUGUUUUAGAAGACGUCGGAACAUGACAAUACUGUAUAUGCUGUAUGUUCCUCUUUUUCUUGUAUCCGCUAAGAAACAGUGAUGGAUUGGGUUAGGCCAGGUAUGGGGUUAUAUCUAAAAUUCAGGUUUAAGGGCACAUUUUAGGUCUAAUUUAGAUUUUUCUAAUAGAAUGAGUUUUUACUGAAACCAACAGUUUUUUGCUUUGUAAGUAAUCUAAUCAGUUUAUUAUCAAUAAGGUUACUGUCAUAAUCAUAUUUGACAUGUGUCUAGCAACACAUUUGUCUAUACACAAUAAAAUGCACAACAGCAUCACAAACAAACUAACUUGAUGAUUAAUAAAACAAGUUUGAAAAACUA
Molecule: messenger RNA, 1641 nt
Organism: Triplophysa dalaica
Lineage: Eukaryota; Metazoa; Chordata; Actinopteri; Cypriniformes; Nemacheilidae
Gene: pmm2
Product: phosphomannomutase 2
Exons: 9
Coding region: 313-1065 (250 amino acids)
Biological process (GO): mannose metabolic process; protein N-linked glycosylation; GDP-mannose biosynthetic process
Cellular component (GO): cytosol
Molecular function (GO): phosphomannomutase activity
Source: RefSeq, a predicted model, not a curated record